AUGGCGAGACCAAUCGACCAAGGCGUCGCAGAGCACGCCGAGCUCGACAGACAAGACUCCAUUGUCAAGCCCGGCGGCACCGUCAAAGAAGUCCAGGGCGACGCACACUUCUACGAGACAGUCACGGCAGCACCCCUCGACCCCUGGUCCAAGACGAGCUUGCAACUCUACGGUAUCCUCUUUGUCGCCGCCAUGAAUGCCGUUGCCUCUGGCUUUGACGGCUCCAUCUUUAGCUCCAUCAACGCCAUGGACGCGUACAAGGCCUACUUCCAUCACACCGAGCUUGGCAAGGCCACGGGCAUCAUCUUCAUGAUCUACACCAUUGGCAACAUGGUCGGCUCGCUCUUCACAGGUCCCAUCUGCGAUCGCUUCGGCCGCCGUGCCGGCAUGAUCUGCGGCUCCGUCCUCAUCAUGGUUGGCGCCAUUGUCCAGACGGUUGCGCGCAACGACUCGUAUCUCCUAGGUGGCCGAUUCACUCUCGGCUUUGGUGUGUCCAUUGGUACUUCGUCUGCACCGACGUAUGCCCUUGAGCUGUCUCCUCCUCAGUGGCGUGCCCGUGUCGUGGGCUACUACAACACAUUCUUUUAUGCAGGCUCGAUUCUCGCCACGGGUGUCGCAUACGCCUCCAACAAGAACCAGACCGAACUUGCGUUCCGUCUGCCGCUUGGCCUGCAGCUCUUCCCACCUCUGAUUAUCAUUAUCGGCUCGCUUCUGAUCCCCGAGUCCCCUCGCUGGCUGACCAUGUGGGGAAAGAAGGAACAGGCCUCGGAGAUUCUGGCCAAGUACCACGGUGGCGGCGACAUCAACCAUCCCAUGGUGCAGCUGGAGCUGCGCGAGUUCGAGGCCAGCAUCGAGCUGCAGCAUGCCUCGAGCGUCUUUGACUACACAGCACUUGUCCGCGGCCACAAUGCACGAUGGAGAUUCACCAUGAUGGUCUUCAUGUCCAUCUUUGCGCAAAUGGCGGGUAACUCUGUGUUGACCUACUACCUGCCCUCUAUGUACACCCUGCUGGGCAUCCAGUCUGCCGAGCGACGCCUCUUGCUGACAUUUAUGAACUCGAUUGUGUCUUGCGCCGGUGCCAUUGCUGGUUCUGCUACCAAUGACCGAAUUGGUCGUCGCACCAAGCUCUGGGUGGGCAGUCUGGUUCUUGCGGCUCUGUUUGCCGGUGUGACUGGCUUUUCGAGCAAGUUUGAAGGCAAGCCCACCAAUGUGUCGUCUGCCUACUCCAAUGGCGGUGUUGCAUUUAUCUUCCUCUUUGGAUGCGCCUACUCGUUUGUGUACACGCCACUUACAGCCACCUACUGCGCCGAAGUGCUGGCCACACCCACUCGUGCCAAGGGCAUGGGCAUUCACGUCAUCAUCUCCAACAUUGCCAAUCUGUACAAUACCUUUGUCACGUCGAUUGCGCUGGACUCUAUUGAUUGGCGAUACUAUCUCAUCUUUGUCGGGCUUAACAUCAUCUACUCGGCGCUGUGGUACUUCCUGGGCGUGGAGACGCGCGGCAGAACUCUCGAGGAGAUGGACAAGGUCUUUGACGCCAAGUUCCCUCCACGAGCUGCUCUGCAAAAGACGACGAUGCUGCGCGGCGACAAUGGCCAGAUGCAGGGUCUUGGUUCAGGCAGCGACGAGGAGCAGCAGCAGCAGCAGGCCGAAAGACCAAAGUACGGGUAA
Molecule: messenger RNA, 1671 nt
Organism: [Torrubiella] hemipterigena
Lineage: Eukaryota; Fungi; Ascomycota; Sordariomycetes; Hypocreales; Clavicipitaceae
Source: the annotation of a GenBank genome assembly